Linum tenue is the source of this 3281-nucleotide messenger RNA. The record is from the annotation of a GenBank genome assembly. NCBI's taxonomy places the organism in Eukaryota, Viridiplantae, Streptophyta, Magnoliopsida, Malpighiales, Linaceae.
GUUUUAAUUUGCCACGGAAGAAAGAAGAGAAGAGAGAUCCGAAAAUUCUCAUAUAAGUCCCCACUCUUCUUCUUCGUCAUCUUCCUUCGCCCUUGCUUUGCUUGCCUGCUUGCUUCUUCUUCCACUCUGACGCGAGAGAGAGAUAGAAAGGAAUUUACAAAGGGAGAGAGAAAAUAAAUAAAAAAGAAAGACUAAGAAGGAGAAGAAGGAAAAGGGAAACCCAGAAAAUCUGUCCCAGCAAAAAGAGAGAAUCUAAAAUUCGGAAACUGAGAAUAAUUUUUUGUUUUUGUAUAAAUAACAACAAAUCUUUUUUCCUUCUCUCUUCCCCCUUUUCCAUUCUUCUUCCAUUUUGCACCAUCACACUCUUCCUUCCUUCCCUUCCCCCCCUUUCCUGGUUUCACAUUUGCUUUCACAAGGCUUCCGUUUCUUCUUUCCUUUCCCAUCACCAUUUUUCCAAGAAAUUCUUCCUGAUCGCAUCCUUGGAUCGCUUUCUUUCUUUCUGGGUUGUGGGUCGAGGAAUCACAAAAUUCAGUUUUUCUUAUCUGGGUUUUGAUCAGGAGAAGAAGAAGAAGAAAAAAGGGGAAGCGCGCUUUUUCCUCUCGCUUUUGUGGGUAGUGUGGGUGAAGGGUCGUUCUCGGUUGUUACUUACUCAUGCCAGAUACUAAUACUAACAACAGUGGCAGCAAUCACAAGCCGGUGAAAAGCAAUGUUGGGUCUAAUCAAUCCCCUGAUAAGAACAUUGAAGAAGCGAUUAGAAGGUUGAAGAUUCAUGAUAAUAAUCAGGAGCAAGUCGGGGUGACCGAGACCGGGUCAUACCCAGAUCGACCCGGUGAGCCUGACUGUGUGUAUUACUUGAGGACUGGGGUUUGUGGCUAUGGCAGUAAUUGUCGCUAUAACCACCCCCAGUAUGCUGCUCAGGUCACAAAGGCUUCGCAGUUCAGAGAUGAACUUCCUGAGAGAGCUGGAGAGCCUGACUGUGGGUAUUAUCUGAAAACAGGCACUUGCAAGUAUGGGUCAACAUGUAAAUACCAUCACCCAAAGGACAGGAAUGGUGCAGGACCAGUUUCGUAUAACCUUCUCGGUCUUCCCAUGAGACAGGAUGAAAAGUCAUGCCCUUACUAUCUGCGUACUGGUUCAUGCAAAUUCGGAGGUGCAUGCAAGUUCAACCAUCCCCAACCUGCAGCAGCGCUUGAACCUGGGGUGCCUCUUCCUGGUGGGCUCUCUACCUAUGGAUCGACGACCAGUUCAUCCAUGAUCCCGACUGCUGGUUUGCCUUACAUUGGCGCGCUUCCAACAUGGUCCUUUCCCAGAGUUCCAUACAUGUCAGGCCCACGUUUGGAAACUCCACAGGCUUUUGCUCCUCUUUAUAUAUCUCCUUCCCAAGGAAUCUCUCCUGCACAAGGCUGGAACACUUAUGUGGUGAGUAGACAUAGAGAUAGUUAUUCAGUUUAAUCCCUUCUCAACUUUUGGUACAUUGACUAUGUUAGAACCUGGUAAGUUCUAUGGCAUUCUGGUUGCACUCUCUAGGUUGGUGUGAUAAGUUUGUAGUUGUCUACUAUUCAUCAGAGUAGCGUGAACAGGGAUUACUAUCAGGUGACUAUGCCUAUGGACCAGAUUAUAUGCAGGUAUUUUGGACUAGAAUCAUACACCAUAGUAUCAUUCUUCCACUUCCACACUCUCCAUCCUCCUUCCUGUCUUCUCACUUCUGCCGCCAGAAUGUCGCGGUUUAAUUAGGGAUUCAGUAGCAUUUAGUAGGGAUCUAGUAGGAAUACGGUAUGAAUUUGGCCAGAAUUUGGUUGGGAUAUAGUAGGGAUCCCUUGAUUAAACUUUUUUUUUAUUAUGCCUUAAAACUUCACCUUUAACAAGCUAUUUCUGAAGAAAGUUUCAAUCUUGACUAUACAAGAAACCUUCCUUCCAACAGUCUCACAUGCUUGAAGUGCCUUUAGUUGGUAGUCUCAGGUCUUUAUGGUCACGAUACUAUUUUCUCUUUUCUUUAUCUCCCCUGAAUCUGAUGCUCUCAUUUGUUCGUCAGGGAAACUUGAGCCCAAUGUCUUCUUCUCCAAGCAUCCUGGGUUCAAACCUUGUAUUCAACACCUCCAGGAAUCAUCAAGGUGACUCGGGGGGUUCCAGUGGGCAACAAACGCAUUUGAUAUACAACGCACCACCUAGUUCUAAUCUUCCUUCAAGACCUGAUCAACCAGAAUGCCGACACUUCAUGAACACCGGCACCUGCAAAUAUGGGUCCGACUGCAAAUACCAUCAUCCAAAGGACAGAACUGCUCAGCUAGCAACCAAUCCUGGCCCACUUGGCCUUCCCUCUCGACCCGGGCAAGCUCUAUGUUCCAACUACAUUUCCUAUGGCUUCUGCAAGUUCGGUUCAAACUGCAGAUUCGAUCACCCGUUCACCACUGGAUACCCUUACAGCUACAGCUUGACCGUUCCUCCGUUACCUGUCCUUGAUUCUUCCAUGGUUACUUAUCCAAGAAUGUCACCUGCUGAACCACCUUCUCUGUCACCAUCGCCGAAUAAGGUCCCCAAUAGCAAUGGUGCUGCUAGAAACAACAAGCAACAGUAUCAGAUGAGUGCAGGUAUGAAUAAGAAGACAAUGGUGACUACAACUACUACUACGACGACGACUACUCCUCCAUCUGAUGAUACUACUGACACGGCUGGAGAUCCUUCACCACCACCACACUCCUCGUCGAAGGCUUCUUCCGAGGUUUCACAUGAUUGAUCGAUUUUUGGCCUACAAUGGAAGCCCUACCUGUGUGCUUCCCUUCUUUUUUGGUUCCCUUUUCCCUUGGCUAUUCCUUCCGUCUAUUGAACAGAACAACUCUUCGGUAUAUCUAAGAACAAAGAGAAAUUUUUUGGUCACAUGUAAGACACCCCCACUUUUUUCUGUUGAAUCCCAGAGAUAUAGGUUGAUUUCGGUAAUGCCCGAAAAGUUGGAUGAUGAUGAGGCAAGAAAAAACAUUUUAGGGGGGGUGUAUGUACAUGGAAGGCAAAGUAUUUAAUUUGUCUUCUCUUUUCUUUUUGGGUUGUGAAUAAAACUUGCAGGUGAAAGUCUCUUUUGCCUUUGCUCAAUUGGCUACUCUAGUGGCAGCUGCUACUCUCAUUCUUUUUUGUUUACUUCACGAACAAGGGAAGUGGAUGCGUGUGUUGCAAGCAAAGUGAACUCAUUGAGAAAUGUUUGAUGUGAUUCUAAUCUAUAUACAGAUGCAUCCUUUCCAGGUACAAAUAACCAAUGCCAGUGAAGUGAUAGCUAAGUUCGAUUAAUCCAA